AAAAUUGGAGAUAUGAGAAGAUUCGCAUCUACUUUAGCAACGUAUGAGUAUAUAUUGACUGAUUUUAGUUGAAUUAUUACCUCGCUUUGGUUUUAUUUAUUGGUAAUGGGCAUGAAAGAAUAUAUAUAGGCACUAACCCUAUGCCUUCCAAAUUCAUGUGUGUUAUAGAGAAUAAACCUUAAUAAGUGGUCUCAUUAUUCUGUUGCCCUUUCAUAAACACCAAAAUUCGUCUCUACAGAGGUUAUAUGGUGUCCUUAUUUAAAGCCUUACGUACCCUCAUCACAAACACCGAACGAGAUAAGAGAUCUAGAGAGAGAGAGAGAGAGAGAAAUAUGCAAGGCUUGAAAGGAGAAGUGGUGCUGAAUAUCCCAGCAGAGAAAGCAUGGGAAAUGUACAGAGACAAUAAAAUUAUUAGCCAAAUCAAACCCGAGAUGCUUGCUCACGCUGAAUAUGUCCAAGGAGAUGGUAGCCCUGGAAGUCUCAGGCUUCUGAAGCUUGGUCCCGCGCUACAAAACUACGUGACAGAAUCAACGGAGAAAAUAGAGGAGGUGGAGGAGAGUGGAUGUUGGGUGAGUUAUGUGGUGGUGGGAGGUGAGCUAUUGAAGAUGUACGAUCCAUAUAAGGUUACUUUCACUUUCACUCCACUCCAAGGAAAGGAGCAACACCAGUGUAUCGCCGAAUGGAAAGCUGAGUACGAGGCACUGAAUUCCACAAUUCCUCCACCGGAGAAGGCCAUGGACGCCGCCCUUGCUUUCCUCAAGUGUUUUGAUCAGUUUGAGCCAACCAAAACCAACUACCUAGCUCUGUCUUAAUUAUUACCUAUUUAUGUUGAUGAAUAUUAUAUAACCUACACAAAACAAAUAUAAAUGUUGUUUGUGGUGUGUGCAUGUGACAUGUGAUAUAUAAUAAUUGAUGAAAUAUAUAUAAUUGUUCGUGUGUGUAAGAGCAUAUGUGCCAUAUUAAUGUAAAGUUUUAAUAUUUUCUCUAA
Humulus lupulus (European hop) is the source of this 988-nucleotide messenger RNA. RefSeq lists its product as uncharacterized. Gene Ontology annotation, biological process: defense response. The transcript has 2 exons. The coding region runs from base 246 to 812 and encodes 188 amino acids. The record is from RefSeq and is a predicted model, not a curated record. Lineage: Eukaryota; Viridiplantae; Streptophyta; Magnoliopsida; Rosales; Cannabaceae.